AGGGGAGAACACGUGGAGAAGAGGAGACGCUCGUUUUGCUCCCCCUCCUCUCUGGUGGAGGUUAGCUGGAUCAGAAGCAGCAGCUGCUCCAUCGGAGGCUUUUAUGUUGAAAACCCCAAACAGGAAGUAUCUUGUAGCGUGUUAGCUCCUGGCUAAGCUCCGUGACGUUCUAACAAGGUUCUAGCAAGGUUCUCCAGGAUGCUGGGGGAUCUGGAGCGGACCCCCCGGACUCUGCUGGUCUGUGACCGGUCCAGUUUCCUGGAGGAGAAGAACCGGCUGAGUGCUCAGGUGGAGCAGCUGCACUUCAGCUACAAGGUGUCCCUGCUGCUGCCUGAGUGUAGCUCCGCCCCCUCUCACCUGGAAACUGUAUUUAACAGUAUCAACAGUUAUUACCUGAUCAGGAAGCUGCCCAUACACGAGCUACUGGAAAAACACUUCCUGGAGACCGCCGUGCACCAAGGAGGAGUCUCCGGUCUAUCCUACGGGACCAGGAUAGACCAGGACAACUGUGUCGCUCUGAUGCCAAACGGUCACCUGUCUCUCUCUCUGGAUAAAGACUCCUUUGAGUUGUUGGGAGUUGAGGGGAAACCUUCGAGGUUCAACCAUCGAACAAACAGCAGAUUCGUAGUGUCUGUCGAUUUGACUGACAGCAGCAUGGCUCCUGGUGGGCGGGGCUACCAGAGACUCGUCACAGGUCUGAGGUCACGACUUCAACUGAAGACAGACUUCCUGCUGUCACAUCCAGGGGGCGGAGCCUCUCUGCAGGCCCUCCUGUCUCGUUACGAUUGGUCGGAGCACAGACCUGAGAUCAGCAGCCACACCCUGACAGACCUGUCCUGCCCCCUGCUGACCUCUGACCUGCAGUCAUGUGACCCUCACCGCCUCCUGGAGUGGCUCGGCGCCGUGGACGCCCACAUCAGCCUCGAGAACUCAUCAAGCAGCUUCCUGUCCUCACUGGUCUGUCCUGAGCCGAAGACCAGGAUGAGUCAGGCUCUGAGUGUCUCCGUCUGCGGACUGCUGCGUCCUCCAGACGUCCACCGACUCAUCCAGCAGAUCAGGUGUUACCUGGAGGAGCCUCGGGUGGAGUCCUGGGUGUCGCUGACUGUUCAUGGUUUUGUUGAUAGUCCAGUAUCGUGGGGGGGCGAAGAACACGGAGUCCUGAGAGGAGGAGAGAACUUCUACAGUCUGCUGAUGUUCCAUGACCACACCUACCAUCUACACCUGGCUACAGGAGCACACGACACCUGUCCUCCCUGAUCUCACCAGGUCUCAUUAUUUGAUAAAACGUCUCGUUAUUUGUUUUUGUUCUAAUCGUAAAAAAACUACAAUAUUUUAUUUGAUGUGCAAAUAAAUAUAACGUUAAAGAAAAUUCCAGUUUUUUAUGAACCUUUUUUUUAAUUCGUCAGCUGAUUUUUAAAUGUUCGAUAGCUCUGACGUUCUGAGGUGACAUCACUGCUUGAAGCAGGAUGUGAUUGGCUGCAUUGAAAUCAAGGCCGUUUCCCAAUACCAAGUAUGGUCAAGUGUGGACUUGCAAACUUGCAAGUUCAGACUUGGAUAGUUCGACUCGGGAGUACAAACUCCCGAGGACGGGAGGACGCAGUACGGUCAUUUUGCAAUUGGAACAGCAGCGAACUUGAUGACGUCACCAACUCAGCUCGUCGGUCCCGCCUACUCCGGUUAUCUUCAGUCAUAUAUAUUGACAAUAAAACGAAAUAUGAUAUAAAACACAACCCUGCCUUUUUUCGUUUUCAUUUAGAAAAUAUUAAAAUAUUAAUAUGUAUAUGUUUUGUGUUACAUCUGCAACCACAACC
Anoplopoma fimbria (sablefish) is the source of this 1811-nucleotide messenger RNA. RefSeq names its product ribonuclease P/MRP 40 subunit (gene rpp40). The coding region runs from base 199 to 1257 and encodes 352 amino acids. The record is from RefSeq and is a predicted model, not a curated record. Gene Ontology annotation, cellular component: ribonuclease MRP complex; multimeric ribonuclease P complex. Gene Ontology annotation, biological process: endonucleolytic cleavage in ITS1 to separate SSU-rRNA from 5.8S rRNA and LSU-rRNA from tricistronic rRNA transcript (SSU-rRNA, 5.8S rRNA, LSU-rRNA); tRNA 5'-leader removal; tRNA 3'-end processing. NCBI's taxonomy places the organism in Eukaryota, Metazoa, Chordata, Actinopteri, Perciformes, Anoplopomatidae. Gene Ontology annotation, molecular function: ribonuclease P activity; ribonuclease MRP activity. The transcript is spliced from 8 exons.